AUGACAACAGAAGUCAUGGCAAGACGGGCCUCUGCAGAGCUCAACGUUUCCCCCGAAACAACCGCGUCUGGGGGGGUCAAACGCAUUUACAUCUCGAACCUGGAUUUCGACACCAAUGAAGAGGAUCUGAAACAGUUUUUGCAAGAGUUCAACGUGCUCACGGUGCUGAUACCGAGCCAAACCGUCCGUGGGUUCAGAAAUAGCAGUGUGAGGCCGCUAGGAAUCGGCUACGCAGACUUUGCCACUGCUGAGGACGCUCAGAACGCGGUCAAGAAUCUAAACGGCCAGAAACUACACGACCGGGCCCUCAAAAUGAAGAUGUACGCGCCCUUCGUUGCUAAACGCAAGGAACGCCGGCCUUCAAAGAAGCAGAACAGCACGUCCGUUUCGCUAGGUGUGAACAGAUCCGACCCAGUUAUGGCCGAUACUACGGCACAGGAGCCUGUGGCAGCAGAAGCACAAGAACCCGUGGACACAACCGUCGAAGCUACUGCACCCUUGCCAGAAGCCCCUAAAACGAAUUCCGAGCCGGUUUCGGAUGACACCCUAUAUUGUGCAUAUCUGCCCUCCAACGUCACCGAUGUCGAGUUGCGCGAGUUUUUUGCCGACUAUGAUCCGCAAGAUAUAUACGUUUACCGCAGCAGCGUGUCGCGGCAUCGUAUCCAUCUGUACCGUCGCUUCACUGCUGCGUUAGUCACGCUGGGCGCUCCAAACUCUCUGGAAAACGCCAUCAGCCAGCUUUCCAAACAGAAAUUGAUGGGCAAGAAAAUAACUCUCAAGCCCGCUCGAUUGUCGAAAAUGCAGGAGGUCAAGAAGGCUGCCGCCAAAAAAAUGGAGCUGGAACAGGCUCAAAUGCGUAAGCAGUCCAUAGCAGACGACGCUCAGCCAAUUGCGGAAAACCAGGAGCUGGAAACUACAGAAGCUGCACCUGCAAGCUAA
Lachancea meyersii CBS 8951 is the source of this 939-nucleotide messenger RNA. Lineage: Eukaryota; Fungi; Ascomycota; Saccharomycetes; Saccharomycetales; Saccharomycetaceae. The record is from the annotation of a GenBank genome assembly.